Molecule: messenger RNA, 2403 nt
Organism: Galeopterus variegatus (Sunda flying lemur)
Lineage: Eukaryota; Metazoa; Chordata; Mammalia; Dermoptera; Cynocephalidae
Product: dedicator of cytokinesis protein 1
Exons: 23
Biological process (GO): cell migration; small GTPase-mediated signal transduction
Cellular component (GO): cytoplasm; plasma membrane
Molecular function (GO): small GTPase binding; guanyl-nucleotide exchange factor activity
Source: RefSeq, a predicted model, not a curated record
AUGGCUUUUUAUAAUUAUGAUGCCAGGGGAGUGGAUGAACUUUCAUUACAGAUAGGAGACACUGUGCACAUCUUAGAAACAUAUGAAGGGUGGUACAGAGGUUACACCUUAAGAAAAAAGUCUAAGAAGGGUAUAUUUCCUGCUUCAUAUAUUCAUCUUAAAGAAGCGAUAGUUGAAGGAAAAGGGCAACAUGAAACGGUCAUCCCAGGCGACCUCCCCCUCAUACAGGAAGUCACCACAACGCUCCGAGAGUGGUCUACCAUCUGGAGACAGCUCUACGUGCAAGAUAAUAGGGAGAUGUUUCGAAGCGUGCGGCACAUGAUCUAUGACCUUAUUGAAUGGCGAUCGCAGAUUCUUUCUGGCACUCUGCCGCAGGAUGAGCUCAAAGAACUGAAGAAGAAGGUCACAGCCAAAAUUGAUUAUGGAAACAGAAUUCUUGAUUUGGACCUGGUGGUUAGAGAUGAAGAUGGAAACAUUUUGGAUCCAGAACUAACUAGCACGAUUAGUCUCUUCAGAGCUCAUGAAAUAGCUUCUAAACAAGUGGAGGAAAGAUUACAAGAAGAAAAGUCUCAGAAGCAGAACUUGGAUAUUAACAGACAAGCCAAGUUUGCUGCCACCCCUUCCCUGGCUUUGUUUGUCAAUCUCAAAAAUGUGGUUUGUAAAAUAGGAGAGGAUGCUGAAGUCCUCAUGUCUCUCUAUGACCCUGUGGAGUCCAGAUUCAUCAGUGAAAACUACCUGGUUCGCUGGUCAAGUUCGGGAUUACCUAAAGAUAUAGACAGAUUGCAUAAUUUGCGAGCUGUUUUUACGGACCUUGGAAGCAAAGACCUGAAAAGGGAGAAGAUCAGUUUUGUCUGUCAGAUUGUUCGAGUGGGUCGCAUGGAGCUGAGAGAAAACAACACGAGGAAGCUGACCUCGGGGCUGCGGCGACCUUUCGGAGUGGCCGUGAUGGAUGUAACAGAUAUAAUAAAUGGAAAAGUCGAUGAUGAAGAUAAACAACAUUUCAUUCCCUUUCAGCCGCUCGCAUUGGAUGACGCCUUUCGACACAAGCCGCUCAACAUGUCAUCCCGUUUUUCACCCAGGGUGGCAGGGGAGAAUGACUUCCUUCAGACUGUUAUAAACAAAGUCAUCGCUGCCAAAGAAGUCAACCACAAGGGGCAGGGUUUGUGGGUAACAUUGAAAUUACUUCCUGGAGAUAUUCAUCAGAUUCGAAAAGAGUUUCCUCAUUUAGUGGACAGGACCACAGCAGUGGCUCGCAAAACAGGAUUUCCAGAGAUCAUCAUGCCUGGUGAUGUUCGAAAUGAUAUCUACGUAACAUUGGUUCAAGGAGAUUUUGAUAAAGGCAGUAAAACUACAGCGAAGAACGUCGAGGUCACUGUGUCUGUUUAUGAUGAAGAUGGGAAGCGACUGGAGCAUGUGAUUUUCCCGGGUGCUGGUGAUGAAGCGAUUUCGGAGUACAAAUCUGUGAUUUACUAUCAAGUAAAGCAGCCGCGCUGGUUUGAGACCGUUAAGGUGGCCAUUCCCAUUGAGGAUGCUAACCGCAGUCACCUUCGAUUUACCUUCCGCCAUAGAUCAUCACAGGACUCUAAGGAUAAAUCUGAGAAAAUAUUUGCACUAGCGUUUGUAAAGCUAAUGAGAUACGAUGGGACCACUCUGAGAGACGGGGAGCAUGACCUCAUCGUCUACAAGGCCGAAGCAAAGAAGCUGGAAGAUGCUGCAACGUACCUGAGUCUGCCCUCCACAAAGGCAGAGUUGGAAGAAAAGGGCCACUCAGCAACGGGCAGGAGCAUGCAGAGUCUUGGGAGCUGUACCAUCAGCAAAGAUUCCUUCCAGAUCUCCACGCUCGUGUGCUCCACCAAACUGACCCAGAAUGUGGACCUUCUGGGGCUCCUGAAGUGGCGAUCGAACACCAACUUGCUGCAGCAGAACUUGAGGCAGUUGAUGAAAGUCGAUGGGGGUGAAGUGGUGAAGUUCCUCCAGGACACCUUGGAUGCCCUCUUCAACAUCAUGAUGGAGAACUCGGAGAGUGAGACUUUUGAUACGUUAGUGUUCGAUGCUCUGGUAUUUAUCAUUGGACUAAUUGCUGAUCGAAAAUUUCAGCAUUUCAAUCCUGUUUUGGAAACCUACAUUAAGAAACACUUUAGUGCAACAUUAGCCUACACGAAACUGACGAAAGUAUUAAGGAACUACGUGGACAAUGCCGAGAAGCCAGGCAUCAGUGACCAGCUGUACAAAGCUAUGAAAGCUUUAGAGUACAUCUUCAAGUUCAUCGUGCGCUCCCGGAUACUGUUCAAUCAACUAUAUGAAAACAAAGGAGAGGCUGACUUCGUGGAGUCUCUGCUGCAGCUGUUCCGAUCCAUCAACGACAUGAUGAGCAGCCUGUCUGACCAGACGGUCAGGGUGAAG